AUGUUCGAAAAAUCAUUGGUGGACCUGAUCCGCGGCCUACGAGGCCACAAAGGAAAUGAAGCCGAAUAUAUCCAAUCGGCCAUUAAAGAGUGCCGAAGCGAGAUACGCUCCCAGGACCUCGAUGUCAAGGCCACAGCUUUACUCAAACUCAUCUAUCUGGAGAUGUUUGGGUAUGAUAUGACAUGGGCCGCCUUCAAUGUCUUGGAAGUCAUGGCUUCCCCCAAACCAAUGCUCAAACGAGUCGGCUAUUUGGCUGCUGUCCAAAGCUUUGGGCCUGAGACAGAAGUCCUGAUGCUGGCUGAGAAUUUGCUGAAGAAGGACCUCACAUCUCCUACAAUUCCCGUUCUUUCUCUUCCACUCAUCACUCUCCCUCAUAUAGUGACUUCAUCCUUGGCCUUGUCUAUCCUCACAGAUCUGCUCCCACGGUUGUCCCAUUCUCAACCAGCAGUUCGGAAAAAGACCAUUGUCACCCUCUACAGACUCGCUCUGGUCUAUCCAGAGACGCUUAGAGUAGCAUGGCCAAAGUUCAAGGAGCGUCUCAUGGACCAGCAAGAAGACAGCAGCGUUACUGCCGCUACCGUCAACGUUGUCUGUGAACUGGGCUGGAGAAGACCACAGGAUUUCCUGCCUUUGGCGCCAAGACUGUUUGAGCUCUUGCUGGCGCAGAAGAAUAACUGGAUGGGGAUCAAAAUAAUCAAACUAUUUGCAGUUCUCACGCCGCUUGAACCUAGAUUGGUCAAGAAACUAGUCCGACCAUUGACCAAACUCAUCCAGGAAACCACGGCCAUGUCGCUGCUUUACGAAUGCAUCAGUGGUAUCAUCCAAGGCGGUAUCCUACAAGGCCCUGAGAGUGGAAUUGACGUUGAAGAGGUUGCAGAUCUGUGCAUCUCCAAGCUAAGGGGCAUGAUCGUUGUUGACGGUGACCCAAACUUGAAGUAUGUUGCACUGCUGGCCUUCAAUAAGAUCGUCGGGUCACAUCCCAACCUUGUCUCAAUGCAACAGGAUGUUAUCAUGGCAUGUCUAGACGAUCCAGACAUAUCAAUCAAGAUGCAAGCUCUAGAACUGGUAUCUGGUAUGGUCAACAGCGACAACUUGCAACCGAUCAUCAAUCGUUUGAUGAAACAGCUUGCCAGUUCUGCAUCUGCAUCGGCCGAGAAUGGCCAUGUGGAUGAAGACCAAACAGACCUAGAACAAAGGCUCAUUCCCGACAAAAGAAGCUCCGAGAUCACUCCUAUACCAGACGAGUAUCGUCACGAGAUCAUUACGAGAAUAUUGAACAUGUGUUCACACAAUAUCUACUCAAACGUCACGGAUUUUGAAUGGUAUAUUGAAAUCCUCGUGCACCUUGUUCGCCACCUGCCAGCCGACAAACCGGGAUCCUUGAACACAGGAAGUGACGAGACCAAAUCAUCUCCCGCUUCCAGAGUAGGAGGACAACUCCUUGACAUUGCAGUCCGCGUCAAAGAACUACGGCCAGAGACUACCAAAGCUGCCGAGACUCUUAUCUUGCUGUCGAAUCGCGCGAUUAUUUUUCCUGCGCAUGGUUCAGGACAGAGCGAAGUCCUCACAUCCGCGGCCUGGAUGUGCGGUGAAUUUGCAUCGAGUUUAUCCAAUCCGCACGAGGUUCUCAACUCGUUGAUCCACGAAUCGUCUGAAACUCUCUCUCCAGCCGCUUUGGCAAUGUUCAUCCAAGCAAUUCCCAAAGUCAUCUCUCAGAUCGCAGUGAUGUUCAACGAGCACUGGAAUCGUUCGAGGGGCACGACAAUGUCACUGACUCUUGCACGGACAACCGAGUUCCUUGAAAGACUAUCAGCGCACCCCAACCUCGAAGUCCAGGAGAGAAGUGUCGAAUUUCUUGAACUACUCCGUGUCGCGGCCGAAGCAGUUACGGCCCAGGCGAACGACGAAGUACAGGCUCCGUUACUCCUCACAUCAGCGGUACCAUCGUUGUUCUCUGGCAUCGAGCUUAAACCUGUUGCUCCAGCAGCUCAGAAGAAAGUUCCUGUGGCCGCCGACCUCGAGCUGGACACGCCACUGAAUGCAGAACUUCCAGCGAUCCUGCAGGCUUCCCAAGUAGCUGACGAGGACGAUCUGGGUGACGAUGCAUUUCAGAAAUUCUAUCAUGAAAGGGAGCCUCCAGCAUCGGCAAUGGUACUUCAACCUCAAGCCGCCUCGGCACGACUAGUUGAGCCUACCGAGAGCGAGCCGCUCUCGUAUCAAUCGGCACCGGAGUCACCCGCGACCAUAGCUCGUCGAAAGGCAGAGCGCAUGGCACGCAACAAAGACGACCCUUUCUACAUUGCUCCAUCCGGAGGAUCCAGCCCCACUUUCCACGAGAUCAUCAGUAAAUCCAACGGCGGCGAGGAGCUCGACGUGGAUUCAAUCCCGAUCAUGGAUCUACAAAUCGACCAUGAGCAAACGACAACGACCGCCCUACAAAGCGAUCCAGAGCAGCGGCAGCAGCGCACAACUCGGAAAAAGAAGCCCGCAAAGAAAUUCGUCAUCGCGGCAGACGAAACGCUCGAUGCAAGUGACGACCUGGGAAGCCAGCACGGGAAAUCGGCAUCGCUGUCGACGAAUGCAACACCCCACCACUCACGCUCGAUGAGCCCGCUGGCUGGAGCUCGGCCUCAGACUCAAGCACGGCCCGGUCGAAGCCUCCUGACAUUCGACUCGUCGACGCUGGGCCAAAUCAGCCUCGAAGAAGGGGGCCAACCGGAUUCGGAAUCCGAGAUCCUCCGCCGCGAAGCAGAGGAACUCGAGAUGACGUUGGCGCUGCGCGAGGUUGAGAAGAAACGCGUCGAGAUGCAGCGCGAGCUUGAGCGCGGCCGGACCGUUCUGGGCGAGGGAGUGGAUGCGGAAGGUACGGUUGUGAAGAGGAGGAGGAAGAAGCGGGCGAAGAUUCCAGAUCGUGCAGAGCAGCAGGAGGAAGGAGAGGCAGAAGGGGGAGGAGGCGUCGUCAAGAAGAAGAAAAAGAAGAGGAGGGUCAAGACCGAGGAGGUGCAGGCGGGUGGAGGAGUCCUACAGGCGGAUCCGGUGGAGAAGCAGGACGCUGGAGAGGAGUUUUUAUGA
Messenger RNA from Exophiala aquamarina CBS 119918, 3072 nucleotides. RefSeq lists its product as uncharacterized. Gene Ontology annotation, biological process: Golgi to vacuole transport; protein targeting to vacuole. The record is from RefSeq and is a predicted model, not a curated record. Gene Ontology annotation, cellular component: endosome membrane; AP-3 adaptor complex; membrane coat. The transcript has a single exon. Bases 1 to 3072 code for a protein of 1023 amino acids. NCBI's taxonomy places the organism in Eukaryota, Fungi, Ascomycota, Eurotiomycetes, Chaetothyriales, Herpotrichiellaceae.